UGACGCACAAGCGAGGGAGUGAGCGAGGAGCGUGCCGGGCGCCCGGCCAGCAGCGGGCGGUAGCCAUGGCGGAGCAGCUUCCGCUCGUGCUCGGGGCCCCGGGGGCUCUCGCUUCUUGCUGGGCGCUGCGCUGGUCGACCGAUCGAUCACCGAAUGCGGUCUCCUCGAUCCUCGACCCUCGACCCUCGACCCUCUGAGCGAUUCGGCGCAGCCACGGACGAGAGGGAAGAGGGCCGGGGGAGGGGAGGAUGGAUGGCAUGAGGUGAGGUGAGGUGAGGUGAGACGAGAGCGAGAACGAUAGAUUUGAGAGAUCGAUCGAGAGAGAAUCCGGGGCGGGUCACAGGGUGGGGGUGGAUCGAUCAUAUCAUUCGGAGCGCUUAUUCCGCGGGAUUUUCCUGAAUGGGGACGAGUGUUCGGGUAUGGCAGUCUAUCUGAUGCCGAUUGCGCUGCUUGCGAUGGGGCGCGGUCGCUAAAUUCGCCUCCAGCGAGAGCCGAGAGUGGGAGCUCGUGUCGUUGUCCGCUUGCGAAUGGAGAAGACUUUUUGACGCAUUAUGUUUUGUUUAUUCGCUGGCCGAAGGACCCGGGGGAGGAGGUGAUAGGGCAGACGGGGGACCGGACAACUCUCUGUCUUCGAUCGGCAACGGGAGUUCGCAGAUAGAAGACAGAUUCGAAAGAUGCGCGUGCAGGUGCUUGGCGGGCCUAGCAGGAGCAUGGAGUGAUACGCAGGCACCUGCUGCUGCUGCACUCGUCGUUGCUGUGACUACAUCCAAGCGGAAUUCGGUCGCGUUCCUUGUGGAUGCGGUGCGGUCGAGCCCCGCGGCUCUGUCCUGGCUGCAUCCAUAGCAGAAUUGUAUAGAGUUUUGGUUUCUGCGAGACGGAUUCGUCUGGUUUUGGUGGUGGGAUCGGCUUGGGGAUUGUCUGGAAAUUUUUCGAGAGUGGGUGCGGGGCGCAUCUGUUCUCUUCGGGGGAGGUUGAGGUCGCGUGCAGCGAAGAAGAUAUGACAGGUACAGCAGCUGAGGUCAGUGAAACAGCGAGCAAAACCAGCGGUGAAACAAAUUCCGAAUCAACGCAACGUAGAGAAGCAGCGUCGCAAUCUUAUGAAGCAUCGGAGGCGAGUAGGGCCGAUUUAAGAGACGUCGAGCAGGCACUGCAGGAGAGCAAGGGACAGAGGGACCAGAGGAUCCGAAGCCUGUUCGAUCGUUUUGACACGGAGAAGAGUGGAUACUUGGAUCAGAAGCUCAUCAAGGAUGGGUUCCAGACGUUCUCUAUACCUUAUCAGUACAAGUAUGCAGCUGAUCUACUCAACGUUUGCGAUUCCAACCGUGAUGGUCAAGUCGACUUCGACGAGUUCAAAAAGUAUAUGGAUGCCAAGGAAUUGGAACUGUAUCAGAUGUUCCGGGAGAUUGACGUGAAACACAACGGUGUUCUGCAGCUGGAGGAGCUUGGUGAAGCUUUGCUUCGAGCCGGGAUCGAUGUGAGUGACGACGAAUUGCAGUGUUUUGUGGAUCACAUCGACAAAGACAGAAAUGGAGUCAUAUCUUUCGCAGAGUGGCGUGAUUUUUUGCUUCUGUUUCCCCACGAAGUCACAAUGAAGAGCAUUUACCAGUACUGGGAGAAGGUGUGCAUUGUUGACAUAGGCGAACAAGCCGUCAUUCCAGAGGGCAUCAGCAGAUAUUUGCAUGCGUAUAAAUAUCUGCUCGCCGGAGGAGUCGCAGGAGCCAUUUCAAGAACAGCUACUGCCCCCUUAGACCGUCUUAAGGUUCUCCUGCAGGUCCAGAUUGAUACUCCUACAAAGAGGGGAGUGAUCGGUGGAUUGUCGCAAAUGUAUCAACAAGGAGGUGUGCUUGCCUUCUUCCGCGGAAAUGGUAUCAACGUUUUGAAAGUAGCUCCAGAGUCUGCAAUCAAGUUCUACGCCUUUGAGAUGAUGAAGGACUACGUCGUUGGCUUCGACGAAAGCGGAGAUAGGAAUGAAAUUGGACCUUUAGGACGUCUCGUGGCUGGUGGUUGUGCUGGAGCAGUAGCGCAAACAGCAAUUUACCCGAUGGACCUGGUUAAGACCCGGUUACAAACCUUCGCAUGUGAAGCUGGUAAACCUCCGACACUGGCAGCUCUAUCGCGGGACAUUUGGAUCCAUGAAGGCCCCCGUGCAUUUUAUCGGGGCCUCGUUCCAUCUUUGUUAGGAAUGGUUCCUUAUGCCGGCAUCGACUUGGCUGCUUACGAAACGUUGAGAGACUGGACACGUCAAUUCUUGCCAAAGGACACUGAUCCAGGCCCCAUGAUACAACUGACUUGCGGUACAGUUUCUGGAGCCGUAGGUGCCAGCUUUGUGUAUCCCUUGCAACUUGUGAGGACAAGAAUGCAAGCUCAACACCGUGGCUCAGAGGUGCAGUACACGGGCAUGAUUGAUGUCUUUCAGAAAACUUUCAGAAGAGAGGGCUUAAAGGGCUUCUACAAAGGGCUGUUCCCAAACUUAUUGAAAGUUGUACCUGCUGCUAGUAUCACGUACGUGGUUUAUGAGGAGAUGAAGAAGCGGAUGCAUUUGAACUGAUCAUCAAAAGCAGAUACUGUACAUUAAAAUUCACUUUCACAACAAACGGGAAGUACCUGAUCGAAGUAACAAUCAGUUAUUUAUGACGUCGCCCAGACUUCAGACGAGAUUGGAGCUAUUGCACAGAUUGUAGAUCUCGUCGGAAUUGGCGUUUGAUCCAACAGGAGGAUCUAACCAAUGCCCCUCAAAGAAGAGGAUCUUUGGUUUUCGUUCUAAGUUCUUGCUUUUCUUGGUACGCCAGCGACAUUGACCCGAUGAUAGCUUUCCGUUCUGUUGUGUAAGCGCAAUUUCUUGAUACUGGACUAUUAGAGUCCUGUCCAGCUUUCUCAAGGUCAUUCUUUACAAGCAAUGACAGCCAUAGAUUCAUAAUGGUGCGUUAGAAGCACUCAGUGGGAUCUUGAACAAUGCUUCAAUCCAACUGAUCCGGAAGGACAUGCAAUUUUGAUUUUAAAUUAUGUAGAUUAAUAGUUUCAGUCAGGUGAGGAGGAUAAAGAUGACACCAUGAGGAUUAGGGAAAGUGAUGUUUAGCUUGUGGGCCUCAAACCUGUCCACAAAUUUGCUAAUGCCUUUUCAUGCGCUUUCGAUUUAGAAAGCGAAGUUUGAAAUUUCUUCAUGGUACAUUCCAUUGUUUCAGUCUUAGGGAUCUGUCCAGAAUUAUCCACUGCCCGUUUUCUGUGAGUCGAGGUUUUCCUUAUGUUAUACCUUUCUGAUGGCUUGUACUUUGCACAUAAUAGAAAAAAGUAUUGA
Marchantia polymorpha subsp. ruderalis is the source of this 3295-nucleotide messenger RNA. The record is from the annotation of a GenBank genome assembly. Lineage: Eukaryota; Viridiplantae; Streptophyta; Marchantiopsida; Marchantiales; Marchantiaceae.